AUGCCGAGGACCUCCACCUCCACCACCAGGCGGCCCAUCCUCGGCAGGGCCAUGGCCAUCCUGACCACGCUCCCGCUCACGCCCAUCUCCAAGGCCAGGGCGGCCCGCACCCUGCUCCUCUUCAAGCGCCGCCGCGCCAGACGCCUCCGCCACUACAGCUACGCGUACGUCGGCGAGUACCAGUUCUCGCCCUCGGGCUCCCCGCUCCUGCUCCCGCGCCCGCCGGGCCUCUCCGCCUGGCGCAGCGCUGGAAGCAAACGCAGGAGCGCCGCCAAGGUGUUCCUCUCCUCUCUCCUCUGCGGCGGAUGCGGCGCCGGCGGGGAUGCAGUUGACGUCGCCGUGCUCGACUGCCUGCCGCCGCCCCGGACCGACCCGCCGCGCGCCGCGUACGGCGAGCGCGACGACGAUGAAGUGUACGGGUAUGACGAGGAAGAGGAAGAGUACGGCGAGGACGAGGAGGUGGACAGCCGCGCGGAGCGCUUCAUCGAGAGGUUCUACCAGGAGAUGAGGAUGCAGGAGACGCGGCGCCUCCUCAUCUAG
Messenger RNA from Lolium rigidum, 540 nucleotides. RefSeq lists its product as uncharacterized. Bases 1 to 540 code for a protein of 179 amino acids. The transcript has a single exon. NCBI's taxonomy places the organism in Eukaryota, Viridiplantae, Streptophyta, Magnoliopsida, Poales, Poaceae. The record is from RefSeq and is a predicted model, not a curated record.